AUGGGCCGACGGCCCCCACGUCGAGACUAUUUUCCUCCUGUGUUCCUUGCAAUUAAUACUACCCACUUCGAAAUUCUACCCUUUUCCUAUAAAUCGGAAGAUUUGGCAUUCAGCGACUGGAUCACGCUCUUUACCUUAUGCCUAGCUCCGCUCAUAGCCCAUAUACUUUCAGGUGCUCCCAAAGUUGUGUAUUUUGCGAAACGUCGACCAAGUUGGCACGAGCGAAUUGGCGUCUACAAUCCGACCACCAUCUUAUGGCGAUAUUUUGCCAUCGCCGACAGGCGCAUAAGAGCGAAGCACUGGAGCGCUGUUGAUGUGGCGGCAGCUAAUGUAAAUUUCUGGACAUCUCGUGGAUGGGAUGGGUCCGAAGCACUUUCGAGAAACAGUCGCGAGUACUGCGUAUCCCGAGCAGAUAGCAAGCAUGCGAGAUUGUUGUCAGUGGGGGCUUUGGAGACUCUCAUCGUCACCCUACAAGGUGUGAAUGCGCUUUACACACUCACAAGCAGCAUCGUGCCGAGCCAGUAUUGGAACAGUGCCAACUUCUCAAACACCUUGUCAAUUGGAACUAUCUUCUUCCCCUUGUCCGUCUUUGGGCUCUUGAGGCUUUUUGCAGCCUUUUGGUUGACGGAUGACUCUAUCUAUACCAACUAUGAGGAUUUUCAAACUAUGCAAAUGUCCCAAGAUAGAGAAAGCCUUCAAGACGGAGUGCAGCUACUUGAAAUUCCAGAGCUUUCGACAAGCAGAUUACCAGAAAACUCAGAUGCGACCUCUGAAAACGACUACCAUGCACCAAACUGCUGGCAAAGCUUAUUAUUUCGUGUCUCCUUCCUCGUGCCUAUCGUUGGCCUGAUUGUUAUUUGCCUAUAUUACACGGUACCGACUUCAAUCGACGACAAUGUCAGUCUCGAAACGGUCACAGGCUUUAUUCUCGUCUUGUUCUACUUGAUCAUAUUUGUGGUUACUCUUUUCAUUUAUGGAUACUAUUUCUUUCGGGACCAAAACAUAACAACGGUCAUUCCUUGCAUCUCUGCACUGUGGUACCAAAUUUAUACCGGUAUACUCAUAGGGAUGGUGGUAGUUCUCAUCAUCGUCGCCUCGUUGGAGACACGACAAUCUCAAUGCGGGUAUUUCACGAGCUGGCCAAGCGAUACUGGGACGGUCACACAUAGAAGCAUAUCUGGAAUUGGAUGA
Messenger RNA from Mollisia scopiformis, 1191 nucleotides. RefSeq lists its product as uncharacterized. The record is from RefSeq and is a predicted model, not a curated record. Lineage: Eukaryota; Fungi; Ascomycota; Leotiomycetes; Helotiales; Mollisiaceae. The transcript is spliced from 3 exons. The coding region runs from base 1 to 1191 and encodes 396 amino acids.